AUGACACGUUUUUGUUUCCAAACGUAUUUUCAUCAUAACAUUUUCAAUUUCAAUUUACAACUUAAUUUCGAAUAUGCUCGAGUUUUAUCACCAUGGUUAUCAACAGCACUUUUUUAUCAUACAACAGCAGCGAUAGCGGCUACAAAUUGGUCUCAUGCUGACUUCACUCCAACUUAUUUUACUGAUUGCAUGAAAGAUGGAUCAACGUUGAGUGCUACUACACUAACGCCUCGUUCAUCAGCACAUGUUUUUCAUUCCGAAUUACAGGAUACAUUGUGUACUAAUUUGCAUGGAACAACUCCGCCACAUCCUGGCACAUCAACAGUUUCAAUUCCCAGUCCGUUCUUCUGUUCACCGUAUUCACGAAUGUUAAUGAGUCGUCGAUAUAGUGAACCUACACCAUUAAUGCCUCAUUAUUCUGGCACUGGAAGGCGCAAAAGUCGCGAAGGACAAGUGAAUUAUUUGUGGGAAUUUUUGUUGCGUUUGUUGCAAAACAAGGAAUAUUCGCCUAAAUACAUCAAAUGGUUGGAUCACAGUAAAGGAAUUUUUAAACUGGUCGAUUCGAAGGCUGUUUCACGCCUUUGGGGUUUGCAUAAGAAUAAACCAGGAAUGAAUUAUGAAACAAUGGGACGAGCCCUCAGAUAUUACUAUCAACGCGGAAUAUUGCAAAAGGUAGAUGGUCAGCGACUUGUUUAUCAAUUUAUGGAUGUACCUAAAGAAGUAUUUGAGGAAUUGUAUGAUGAUCAGCAGCGUAUCACCGUGAGUGGCAGCGGCAAUUGUAGCAGUAGUAGAAAACAGCUAAAGAAGGAAAGCGCCUGUUUAAAUUUUAAUGAGGAGAAAAUUGUCGCCAAUACGUCGCAGGAAUGA
Messenger RNA from Cercopithifilaria johnstoni, 867 nucleotides. Lineage: Eukaryota; Metazoa; Nematoda; Chromadorea; Rhabditida; Onchocercidae. The record is from the annotation of a GenBank genome assembly.